CCAGGCUAUCUAAAGAAAUAAGCGUUGUCUUAUUCGAGCCUAAUGUCCUUUUCCAACGCCGCCUAAUAGUUCAUAUUCCCACCGAGCGCUUUACCUGAAAUCCAGAACGCAUCAGGAACUGAAGCCUAAUUAUAAUGCUCGGCCUAGGGGCGUAUGAAAGCAGCAGUGAUGAAGAAGUGGGAAACAAUUUGCCCUCAGUACCAUCGAAGAAGAUCGCUAGCCAGCAAGCACAGCCGCAAGAAGUGACUAAAGCUACAGAAAUCCCCAACGAAGCCACACCAUCGAAAGAGAUACCUGCUCCAGACACAGACAGGCCUGUUCUUGGACCGACGCAUGAAGGCUCACAAGAUCCACAACAGCAACCAGCCGAAAAUUCACAAGUCUUCUUAGCGGACCGAGCAUUGAUCCAUGACCUAACACUUCCUCCGUUACCAAAUCUAGACAUACCACCAUCUCCCCCUGGCUCUCCUAACCCUGCAGCGAAUGCCAAAAUCGCACACUUCUUGACCUUGAAGAAACAGGGUAUGCAUUUCAACGAAAAGUUAGCCGGGUCUACAUCCCUCAAGAACCCAAGUUUACUGAAGAAAAUGAUGGAUCAUGCCGGAAUUGAUGAUCAAGCGCAGUAUCACACAUCAUUACCACCUGAAGUAUGGAGUAUCAACGAUCUGCCAAGUUGGGGGUAUAAAGAGGAACUUUUGAAAGCGCAGAGGGAAAUUCAGAUUGGGGCUGAAGAAAGGAAGUCCGCAGGACAAAGGGAUGCUAUCAACUUUGUGGCUGCCACGCCUAGCGAGUCCUCCCGUACAGGCCCUAUUUCUAGCUCAAGGACAAAACAAAGGUAAUAUGCGAUGGAUAUUCCAGAGUGCAAAAAUCUCUGCCAAUGACAGCCGGGACAGUACGACCCGGCGUACAAUGCUUGGGAAGCAAAGAAAGGUCCUCCGGCCCCAAAGCCUAUGAUGGGAGGCCUCCUCGUGAAAGGAAAGUUAUCUGCCGGUGAUAGUCUUUCUGUCACAGAAUAACUAUAUAACGUCUAUUUCUAGGGCCAAAAAAAGGAGAACGUAGCACUAGUGAAUACCCGUUGUUUUGCAGGGACGACUGUUUCUUAGUAGCUGGAGGAGGGACCCAGCCUUCUUUAAGGGGGCCAAUCUAUAAAACAUCUUUCCCCUCCCCCCUCCACUAAACAAGUGUCUCAUCAAAUCAGUUCAAAUAUAAGUAACAGGCAAUGGAAAUAUAUAUGAUCAUCUCCACGUUCUCUUGUAGGGAUUACUGUUAUGCUGAUUUUCGCUAAG
Messenger RNA from Aspergillus welwitschiae, 1286 nucleotides. Its product is annotated as HCNGP domain-containing protein. The record is from RefSeq and is a predicted model, not a curated record. Gene Ontology annotation, cellular component: nucleus. Gene Ontology annotation, biological process: regulation of DNA-templated transcription. The transcript has 3 exons. Bases 135 to 839 code for a protein of 234 amino acids. Lineage: Eukaryota; Fungi; Ascomycota; Eurotiomycetes; Eurotiales; Aspergillaceae.